AUGGCACUCGACCAGUUUACCUAUGUUUUUGUCAUUGGCACCUUCUUUGCCCUGUUGGAUGCCUUCAACAACGGCGCCAACGACGUGGCAAAUGCCUGGGCCACGUCCGUUAGUUCCCGUUCGAUUUCCUAUCGACAGGCCAUGAUCUUUGGCACCAUUUUCGAGAUGUUGGGCGCCAUCACCGUCGGCGCCCGCACGGCCGAGACCAUCAAGAACGGCAUUAUCCCCCACGCUGCCUUCCAAGACAAUGCCGGCGUGCAGAUGCUCGCCUUUACCUGCGCCCUGGCUGGUGCGUCGACCUGGGUCAUGUGGUGCACCCGACACUCGGCUCAUGUCUCCUCGACAUACUCUUUGGUCUCCGCGGUUGCCGGUGUGGGCGUUGCGACAGUCGGCGCAAAACAGGUGCAAUGGGGCUGGAACGACGGCAAGGGCCUGGGUGCCAUCUUCUCUGGGCUCGUCAUGGCACCCGCCAUCUCAGCCGCCUUUGGGGCCACCAUUUUCAUGCUCAUCAAGCUGGUAGUGCACCUGAGAAAGAACCCCGUUCCAUGGGCUGUGUACUCGUCUCCCUUUUUCUUCCUGAUUGCCGGCACCGUUUGCACGCUGUCCAUUGUCUACAAGGGAUCCCCGAAUCUGGGCUUGAACAAGAAACCCGGCUGGUACGUCGCGGCCGUUACCAUGGGUACAGGUACCGGCGUUGGGAUACUGGCGGCCAUUUUCUUUGUGCCGUUUGUUGAUGCCAAGGUGAUCAAGAAGGAUCAUGGAGUCAAGUGGUGGAUGUUCAUCUACGGGCCUUUGCUGUUCAAGAGACCAGAAGUUGCCGUCAUGGACAGAGCCAACGUUCCAAAUUACGCCGUUGUCCAGGAGGACUCGGGCGAUGAGGAACAGCCCCAGGCCCUUCCCUCCAAGUCCUCACCUACCCCAACGGAGAGCGGAAGCAACCCGGAGAAGAAGCUGGAUCAGGACCCGGAGCUCGGGGAAGCCCCAGUUCAGUUGACGUACAAAGAGAUCCAAGCCCAAGGGGAGCGGAAGCUACACGCCAAGUUGCUCAAGAAGAGGGGUCCCAUGGGCUGGGCCAUGCGCACCCUCCGCGACAACCCGAUGGGACCAGGCCGGAUAUACGAGAUUUACAACAUCCGCAUGUUCCUGAAACGCUUGCCGGCCAUGGUUGUCUGUGGUCUAUUGUAUGGUCUUCACUACGACAUCCACGCCGCUCAGUCGGGCAUCGCAGGCACGCCCGAGGGUGAACGGAUGGCCAGAGUGUACGCCGAGGCCAAGAAGUAUCCGAACGAGGUUGAGCACACAUAUAGCUUUGUCCAGAUUCUGACGGCUUGCACGGCUUCAUUUGCUCAUGGCGCCAACGACAUUGGAAACUCGGUUGGCCCCUGGGCUGUUAUCUACUCUGCCUGGUCGACUGGGAGUGCCGCUGCCAGCAAAGCCGAGGUGCCAAUUUGGCAGCUGGCUGUCUUGUCAGCAACCAUCUCUGUGGGCUUGUUGACAUAUGGCUACAAUAUCAUGAAGGUCAUGGGCAACAAGAUCACAUAUCACUCCCCAAGCAGGGGCUGCUCCAUGGAGAUGGGAGCCGCCAUCACAGUACUCGUGUUCAGCCAGUACUCGCUUCCUGUAUCAACGUCAAUGUGCAUCACUGGUGCCACCGUCGGAGUCGGGCUCUGCAAUGGUACCCUCAAGGCCGUGAACUUUCAGCGGGUCGGCUUGCUGAUGCUCUCCUGGAUUGCGACAAUUCCUAUCGCCGGCACUAUCGGUGGUGUCCUGAUGGGCUUGUUCUUGAAUACCCCUCACUUUUAA
Messenger RNA from Podospora anserina S mat+, 1803 nucleotides. RefSeq lists its product as uncharacterized. The transcript is spliced from 3 exons. Gene Ontology annotation, biological process: phosphate ion transmembrane transport. Lineage: Eukaryota; Fungi; Ascomycota; Sordariomycetes; Sordariales; Podosporaceae. Gene Ontology annotation, cellular component: membrane. The record is from RefSeq and is a predicted model, not a curated record. The coding region runs from base 1 to 1803 and encodes 600 amino acids.